AUGGUUAUAAAUCGUCUCAAGUGGAAACUAGGUGAACCACAUGAUAACAUAUAUGGUUUUGCAGAAAGGAGAAGCGUUGCGGACAGCAUCGCCUCGCUCCUAGCGGAGAUAAACAACAUACCAGCUAUAGUAGUCUUUCUCGAUUUAGAAAAAGCAUUUGAGUUGGCUUCACCAACCUCUAUAGCUGACAAGCUGGUAACGAGAGGAGUCAGUGGCCGCUUUUGGACCCACGACUAUCUCACCGACCGCAAAGCUAAAGUAAAAUUCCAGGGCCAAGUCUCAAACAUUUACCAGUUUGAGAACGGCACACCGCAGGGAGGAGUCCUAAGCACCACGCUCUUCAAUAUCCUCAUGGAAGCUCUUGUGAGCAUGCCCUUCCACAGAAACGUCACUCUUCUCAGCUAUGCUGAUGAUCUGGCCCUCGUUUCUACUGGCCAGGGAGACAGAGUUGCCAGAGCGCAGACUGGCCUUGAUGCAGUAGCCACUGUAUGCAUGGACCUGGGGCUUAAGAUCUCAGCUGAAAAGUCACAGGCAAUGGCCGUGAUGACACCUACCCAUGAUAGGAGUCUCAGCAUCCAGGGUGUUUGCCUACAAUGGGUGCCGGCGUACCAGUACCUUGGAGUUUGGGUGGACCAAAGACUGACCUUUAGGAAAGAGGUAGAGUACCUCAAAGAAAGAACGAAGACGCGUCUAAGCGUCAUGAGAGCAAUAACUAACACUAGGGCUGGGGCAACCCACCGUGUGUUGCGACUGUAUUACGUACAGGCUGUCCGAUCCUUGAUUGACUACGCAGCAGUGGGGUUAGUGUCCCUUGCUGAUAGCAACAAGAAGAGCCUGGAGACAAUACAGAGUCAUGCAUUGCGAACCAUCCUCGGGGCUCCCCGAUGGACCAAUGUACUGGCCUUACAGAAUGAGGCUGGCUUACCUCCUUUAUCAAUGAGGAUCGAGCAGCUUGCAGCCACGUUUGUUGCCAAAACUGUUACCAGCUCCAUUAAUAACCCGGCUCGCCGGCGCCUUUUUGUCACUCUCCCACAGGACCACAGGCUCUUCAAGGAGAAGACUUGGCUGCGCAGCAUGGUGCACGCCACACAGCUAACGCUCCAUGACGUGGACCUGGUUGGAAGGGGGGAGGACAGACAGAUUGAGGGCUACAUGGAUUCACCACCAUGGACAACAGUGGCAGCAGCCACCAUCCACACAACUACGCUACCAUGCAAGAAGACACAGUGCCCGCGAUAUAUGUUUCUUGCCAGGGCCAAUGACACCUUUCUCCAGACAGGUACAAUAGGUGCUCGGGUAUAUUAUACAGACGGCUCUGUAGAUCCGAACACAGGUAGGACAGCCGCAGCAUUUGUGUGCGGCGAGGAGAGACAUGGCUGGAGGACGUCUGACCAUUGUUCCACCCUGCAAACCGAACUUGUAGGUAUAACCUCCGCUCUCUUACACGCCAGACAGCAUAACAACACACACAUAAUAGUUUAUACAGAUUCAAUGACAUCGCUGCAGGCCCUAAGACGCACCCCAGUCAGGGAUAACGUCAGGCUUAUUACCAUGACCAGGCUCCUGUUGUCUCGACUGAAAGACGAGGGCAAAACGGUGACACUGGCAUGGAUUCCUAGUCACAUAGGUAUUGAAGGGAAUGAAGCAGCAGACAAUGAGGCCAAUAGAGCACUGACACAGGACCAACCGUCAAUUAAUGUUUCUCUUAGCUUCCAACAGAUUAAGAAACUAGCACUGUCGGCUACCACACAGAGGGCACGAGAGCUGCGGAGAGAUGCAGAGGCGCAUUCCGCCACACUCCAGUGGCAGGCGCUAACGACCAAUGGCGAACCACUGGUGUUACCAAACUCCAUCACAAGGUGUGACAGAGUAAGUAUACAUCGAUUACGCUUGGGUUAUCCCACAGUCAGGUCGCUUGGUGAGGACUUCCAAGGAGAACACUGCAGGCACUGUGGGGACUUCUCGGAGGAACCUCUGAUCCACUAUUUGCUGGACUGCGAGGCAACGGGUCCGCUUCGAGCACUGGCAGCGAGGCACGGCCACGUAGAGAGCAGCGAUAGAUGGACAUCUGCAGCGAGACUGGUCAGGUUCGCAACAGACGACUACCAGAAACUACUGGAUCACAUACGAAGGUAUGCACCCCCUAGAUAG
Molecule: messenger RNA, 2151 nt
Organism: Portunus trituberculatus (swimming crab)
Lineage: Eukaryota; Metazoa; Arthropoda; Malacostraca; Decapoda; Portunidae
Exons: 1
Coding region: 1-2151 (716 amino acids)
Molecular function (GO): RNA-DNA hybrid ribonuclease activity; nucleic acid binding
Source: RefSeq, a predicted model, not a curated record